Messenger RNA from Ziziphus jujuba (common jujube), 1042 nucleotides. Its product is annotated as protein NONRESPONDING TO OXYLIPINS 2, mitochondrial. The record is from RefSeq and is a predicted model, not a curated record. Bases 451 to 732 code for a protein of 93 amino acids. The transcript has 3 exons. Lineage: Eukaryota; Viridiplantae; Streptophyta; Magnoliopsida; Rosales; Rhamnaceae.
GUCAAAGUUUGUUUACCAGCCAUCUUUGAUUUCUUAUUGCCAGCCAAUUAUUGUUUUUGAAAUUUGGAAUCCGUUACUAAUAAAUUAGAAUUAAAAUAAUGAAAAUUUAAAAUUUUAUUAUUUAGUUUAAAAUAUGAGAAGGGGGGAAAAAUGGCAAAAAAAGAGCUUGUAAAAGUUGUAAAACAAAUCCGUUUUAGCAGCUUUAAUUUUUUCUUGAAAAUUAUAAGAGAUAUUUAUUUCUACGCUAGUCCUUUGUGUUUUUUUAUUUGGGGGUGGAUUUGUGGAUUCAUUUAUAAAAUACAAUAAAAUUGAGGACUUUUUGGUAAUUUUACCGAAAAAUGUAAAACCUCGCCAAAGCCCUUUGUCUCUGGUCAGCGUUUUCCCUAGCCUAGGCCAUUACCUUCGUAUUUCUAUUCCCGACCAUUUACGGCUGUGCUGGCUCUCUCUAUAAUGGCUUCUCGCUGUAGAUCUCUCUCAAAGCCAUCUCUCUCGUUGUUCAAAUUUGUCACAACCAAACCUUCUGCUAAUCCCAGACCCAUACCUUCUCUUCCCACCACCCGCUCUCCUCUCACGCUUUCAAGGUCUGUUUCUCAGUUGGGUUGUGUACAGUCUCUGCUUCCCCUUCACUCUGCGGUAUCUUCUGCUCGGCUCACCUCUUGCCUCGGUAUUGAUUCCAGGAGCUCAAGGUCAUUGUCUCAGGGUAUGCUCUGCAGUGCAAACCCAGGAGUUUGAUAUCUCCAAUGUUUUGUAUUUAGUAUCUAAUUGGGUCUCAGUGUGCCGCGAUAAGAGAUAUUGAAGACGAGAAGAAUAUAGAGUUUGAUAUCCCCAAGAGUUCACGCUCUCUCUUAACAGACUUAUUUUCCAUCUUCUGCUGGAAGUUAUUUUUUUGAUUGCCCAGAGUAUGAUUCAAGAGUUCAAAUCUGUGACUCAUCUUGUUUGCUGUAAUUGUUUAAACUCCCUUUAAAUUCAAUUUACCUUCUUGUGGAUUCUCUUGUUAGUACACUAGAAUUCUGUUCCUUAGUGAAUGAAAAAAUAAUUUUCA